Molecule: messenger RNA, 1063 nt
Organism: Schistosoma spindalis
Lineage: Eukaryota; Metazoa; Platyhelminthes; Trematoda; Strigeidida; Schistosomatidae
Source: the annotation of a GenBank genome assembly
AGUUUACAAGGAUGAUUUCACACUAAUUAUAUUUGAUAAUCGUUCAGCAACCACAACAACAACAACAACAACAACAACAGCAACAACAAAGAGGUAAAGAAAAGAGAACAUAUUCAAUUAUGUCAUCAUGUAUCCAUAUCUAUAUCUAUCUAUAUAUAUAUAUGUGCGUGUGUGUGUGUUUGUGCGUGGGACUACUUACUUAUAUACACUUUAUACAUUUAAAUAUUUAAAUGUGAAAUUACCACUUCAAGUAAACCACCUUAAUAAUCAGUUUGUUUAAUAUAUUAUUUCUUUAACCAAUCGGAGAUUAUAUUUUAUUUUCUAUUAUUGAAGCAUACAAACACAAUUAGUUCUGUGACAACAUGACUAUAUAUAUAUAUAUAUAAGUAUAUAUAAGUAGUUAAAUAUAAACAAAUGAGACUACAUUAUUGAAACAAACCAUUUCAAUCUACAGUAACUAUUUCAGCUCAGUGAAAUCUCAUUUCAAAGUUUAUUACAUAAUUCUAUUUUGGUUUUGGUUUGUUUUUUUUAAAAAAAAGAACAAAUAAACAAUAAACAAUUUUGAAGGAUUCGAACAAGGAUCACAAUGAAUUAUUUUAUAACUACAUCAGUAUUUAUUUUAUUCAUUGUUAACUUCUGUUGGUAUAGUCCUGUGAAAAGUCAAUAUCCGCCCACGUUUCGUGCAUUUGACUUCGAGGAUGAAUAUCCAGAAAUACCUGGACGCUAUUCACCAUCAAUGAAUAAAGAUCGUGCAACACAUUUCAAUUAUAAAGAUAGAUUUCGUUGGAGUAAACGUGUUCCACCUUAUAUAACCGGUGGAAUUCGAUAUCGAUAAAUAAACGAACAAUAUUUACAGAAAAUGUAGACAUGUAUGUUCGUGUGUGUGUGUGUGCGUGUGUGUUUAUGUUGCCAAGUAACAGUUGUUCACUCAAUUUUUUAAAAAAAAUGAAAGAUAUGAUUACAAAUCAAAUACAUACAUUAUAUCUCAAUGUAAAACAAGGUUAAUGAAUGAGAAUUGUAAACAUUUUUAUGAAAUAAAAUACGCAUAGAUACAUAUAUGUCA